Messenger RNA from Panonychus citri (citrus red mite), 2032 nucleotides. RefSeq names its product serine/threonine-protein phosphatase 2A 65 kDa regulatory subunit A alpha isoform-like (gene Pp2A-29B). NCBI's taxonomy places the organism in Eukaryota, Metazoa, Arthropoda, Arachnida, Trombidiformes, Tetranychidae. The record is from RefSeq and is a predicted model, not a curated record. Gene Ontology annotation, molecular function: protein binding; protein phosphatase regulator activity. The transcript is spliced from 7 exons. Gene Ontology annotation, biological process: protein dephosphorylation. Gene Ontology annotation, cellular component: cytoplasm; protein phosphatase type 2A complex. The coding region runs from base 138 to 1922 and encodes 594 amino acids.
CACUUUACUUUAGCAUCGUUUUUGAGAGAGAAUUAAUUUUGUUUCUUAUAUUUAAUUUUGACUGUCUCUUUAUAUUUUCUUCUCACAUUAAUUUGUUGUUUUUUCAUUGGUAAUCGUCUUUUUAAUCAUUACUAAUUAUGGCUGCUAAUGAGCCUAAUGAUGAUCCAACUCUUUAUCCAAUUGCUGUUCUCAUAGAUGAAUUAAGAAAUGAAGAUGUACAGAUCCGACUUAACAGCAUCAAAAAAUUGUCCACCAUUUCAUUGGCGUUAGGUGUUGAAAGAACUAGGUCAGAAUUGAUUCCUUUUUUAACUGAAACCAUCUACGAUGAGGAUGAGGUUCUUCUUGCACUGGCAGAACAGUUGGGAAAUUUCACACCACUAGUGGGUGGUGUAGAAUAUGUUAACUGUCUUCUACCUCCAUUAGAAUCAUUGGCAACCGUUGAAGAGACAAUAGUUCGUGAAAAAGCCGUUGACUCUUUACGUAAUAUUUCGCAACAACAUUCACCUCAAGAUCUAGAGACUCAUUUUGUUCCUCUAGUCAGAAGACUUUCUAGUGGUGAUUGGUUUACAACUAGAACUUCAGCAUGUGGUCUUUUCAGUGUCUGUUAUCCUAGAGUGUCAGCUCCAGUCAAAGCAGAGCUUAGAACCAAUUUCCGAGCUUUGUGUCAAGAUGAUACUCCAAUGGUUAGAAGGGCAGCUGCCUCGAAACUGGGUGAAUUUGCCAAAGUCUUAGAACCAGAGUACCUUAAAUCGGAAGUCAUAUCACUUUGGUCACAUUUAGCUGGAGAUGAACAAGAUUCUGUUCGUUUAUUGGCUGUUGAGGCAUGUGUUUCUCUUGCCUCCCUUUUACCCCAAGAAGAUCUGGAACAACAAGUUAUGCCCAUUUUAAGACAAGCGGCUGAAGAUAAAUCAUGGAGAGUUCGUUACAUGGUUGCAGAUAAAUUCGUUGAACUUCAAAAGGCUGUAGGCUCUGAGCUUACCAAGACCGAUCUUGUCCCCGCAUUCCAAAACUUGCUCAAGGAUUGUGAAGCUGAAGUUCGAGCUGCUGCGGCACAAAAGGUCAGAGAUUUUUGUCAAAAUCUUGCCCCAAGUUGCCAAGAAACUAUCAUUAUGAACAAUAUAUUACCCUGCAUAAAAGAUUUGGUCGCUGAUCAUAAUCAACAUGUUAAAUCAGCUCUUGCUUCUGUGAUUAUGGGUCUAUCUCCAAUUUUCGGUAAACAAAAUACUGUGGAGCAUCUUCUCCCUCUUUUCCUUAUACAACUCAAGGAUGAAUGUCCGGAUGUCCGAUUAAACAUUAUUUCCAACCUUGAUUGUGUAAAUGAAGUCAUUGGUAUUCAACAAUUGAGUCAAUCUUUACUACCAGCAAUCGUUGAACUGGCAGAGGAUUCUAAAUGGCGAGUUCGGCUUGCAAUAAUACGCUACAUGCCUUUACUAGCUGGUCAAUUAGGAGUUGAAUUCUUUGAUGAAAAGCUCAAUACAUUAUGUAUGACAUGGCUUGUGGACCAAGUUUACGCCAUUCGUGAAGCUGCAACCCAAAAUUUAAAAAAAUUAGUUGAAAAGUUUGGUCCAGAAUGGGCUACAAACACCGUAAUACCAAAAGUUAUUCAGAUGUCUAAAGACCAAAAUUAUCUCCAUAGAAUGACAUGUUUGUUCAGUAUCGAUGAUCUGGCGGGUAUCUGUGGAGCUGAUAUAACAACUAGGCUGAUGCUUCCCACCGUUUUGACUUUAGCUAAUGAUAAUGUUGCAAAUGUCCGGUUUAAUGUGGCAAAAGCUUUACAAAAAAUCGGCUCCACACUUGAUCAGAGUACACUCCAAAACAUGGUGAAACCUGUUCUAGAAAAGUUAAAUACCGAUUCUGAUCCCGAUGUCCGUUAUUUUGCUAAUGAAGCGAUCGUUACCCUUCAAUCAUCUGGACUAAUGUGAUGCCACUUGUAUAGAAGGAAUGAAAAAGAUUAAUCAAGAUCUCGUCGUGUGUGUUUGUAUUUGUGUCUAAAUAACGUAAGGGGAAUAAAAGUGGAAAUUGUAAAAUUCAA